AUGUGUGUCUGUACCCGCGGUUUCAACGUCAAGAAUCUAUACAAUCCCAACAACACCUGUAUCAACAAUUGUUUCCACACCAGUUCAGAUUUAUCCUUCAACUUUGGUCUUUUCAAGUCCAGCUGUAAGUACUACUAUUAUUAUAUGAAGAAAUACAAAAUAUUGGAAGCCAUAACUUACAUUUAA
Molecule: messenger RNA, 186 nt
Organism: Plasmodium malariae
Lineage: Eukaryota; Apicomplexa; Aconoidasida; Haemosporida; Plasmodiidae
Gene: ARA1
Product: apical ring associated protein 1, putative
Exons: 1
Coding region: 1-186 (61 amino acids)
Source: RefSeq, a predicted model, not a curated record